Molecule: messenger RNA, 4102 nt
Organism: Gorilla gorilla gorilla (western lowland gorilla)
Lineage: Eukaryota; Metazoa; Chordata; Mammalia; Primates; Hominidae
Product: zinc finger protein 845
Exons: 5
Coding region: 231-3143 (970 amino acids)
Biological process (GO): regulation of transcription by RNA polymerase II
Molecular function (GO): RNA polymerase II cis-regulatory region sequence-specific DNA binding; DNA-binding transcription factor activity, RNA polymerase II-specific
Source: RefSeq, a predicted model, not a curated record
CGCGCGCAGAUUCGCGCAAACCCGGAAGCGGAUCGCAUGGAGUGAUGGUCCCACCGCAGCGCCAUGCAGGCGUCUUUCCUGUUCCUGGGCCGAGGUUGCUCCUGCCUCAAGGCGUUCAUGUGGGCUGACCCUCUGCUGGAACUCGCUGGCCCCUCAGCUGCAGGAUUGACUUCUAAAGACUCUUGGUACGUGAGGAAGAAACCCAGAAGAGGAAAGCAAAGGAGUCAGGGAUGGCUCUUUCUCAGGGUCUAUUGACAUUCAGGGAUGUGGCCAUAGAAUUCUCUCAGGAAGAGUGGAAGUGCCUGGACCCUGCUCAGAGGACUCUAUACAGGGACGUGAUGCUGGAGAAUUAUAGGAACCUAGUCUCCCUGGAUAUCUCUUCCAAAUGCAUGAUGAAGGAGGUCUCAUCAACAGCACAAGGCAAUACAGAAGUGAUCCACACAGGGACAUUGCAGAGACAUGAACAUCAUCACAUUGGAGAUUUUUGCUUCCAGGAAAUGGAGAAAGAUAUUCAUGAUUUUGAGUUUCAGUGGAAAGAAGAUGAAAGAAAUAGCCAUGAAGCACCCAUGACAGAAAUCAAACAGUUGACGGGUAGUACAAACCGACACGAUCAAAGGCAUGCUGGAAACAAGCCUAUUAAAGAUCAGCUUGGAUCAAGCUUUCAUUCGCAUCUGCCUGAACUCCACAUGUUUCAGACCGAAGGGAAAAUUGGUAAUCAAGUUGAGAAGUCUAUCAACAAUGCUUCCUCGGUUUCAACAUCCCAAAGAAUUUCUUGUAGGCCUAAAACCCACAUUUCUAAUAACUAUGGGAAUAAUUUCCUGAAUUCUUCAUUACUCACACAAAAGCAGGAAGUACACAUGAGAGAAAAAUCUUUCCAAUGUAAUGAGAGUGGCAAAGCCUUUAAUUAUAGCUCAGUCUUAAGGAAACAUCAGAUAAUCCAUUUAAGAGCGAAACAAUAUAAAUGUGAUGUGUGUGGCAAGGUCUUUAAUCAAAAGCGAUACCUUACAUGUCAUCGUAGAUGUCACACUGGCAAGAAACCUUACAAGUGUAAUGAUUGUGGCAAGACCUUCAGUCAGGAGUUAACCCUUACAUGCCAUCAUAGACUUCAUACUGGAGAGAAACAUUACAAGUGCAGUGAGUGUGGCAAGACCUUCAGUCGAAAUUCAGCCCUUGUAAUUCAUAAGGCAAUUCAUACUGGAGAGAAAUCUUACAAGUGUAAUGAAUGUGGCAAGACCUUCAGUCAAACAUCAUACCUUGUAUACCAUCGUAGACUUCAUACUGGAGAGAAACCUUACAAAUGUGAAGAAUGUGACAAAGCUUUCAGUUUCAAAUCAAACCUUGAAAGACAUAGGAAAAUUCAUACUGGAGAGAAACCUUACAAGUGUAAUGAAUGCAGCAGGACCUUUAGUCGGAAGUCAUCCCUUACACGCCAUCGUAGACUUCAUACUGGAGAGAAACCUUAUAAGUGUAAUGAUUGUGGCAAGACCUUCAGUCAGAUGUCAUCCCUUGUAUACCAUCGUAGACUUCAUACUGGAGAGAAACCUUACAAAUGUGAAGAAUGUGGUGAAGCUUUCAGUUUCAAAUCGAACCUUGAAAGACAUAGGAGAAUUCAUACUGGAGAGAAACCUUACAAGUGUAAUGAAUGUGGCAAGACCUUCAGUCAGACAUCAUCCCUUGUAUACCAUCGUAGACUUCAUACUGGAGAGAAACCUUACAAAUGUGAAGAGUGUGAUGAAGCUUUCAGUUUCAAAUCAAACCUUGAAAGACAUAGGAUAAUUCAUACUGGAGAGAAACUUUACAAGUGUAAUGAAUGUGGCAAGACCUUUAGUCGGAAGUCAUCCCUUACACGCCAUCGUAGACUUCAUACUGGAGAGAAACCUUACCAGUGUAAUGAGUGUGGCAAAGCCUUUCGUGGGCAGUCAGCACUUAUUUACCAUCAAGCAAUCCACGGUAUAGGGAAACUUUACAAAUGUAAUGAUUGUCACCAAGUCUUUAGUAAUGCUACAACCAUUGCAAAUCAUUGGAGAAUCCAUAAUGAAGAGAGAUCGUACAAGUGUAAUAGAUGUGGCAAAUUUUUCAGACAUCGUUCAUACCUUGCAGUUCAUUGGCGAACUCAUAGCGGAGAGAAACCUUACAAAUGUGAAGAAUGUGAUGAAGCUUUCAGUUUCAAAUCAAACCUUCAAAGACAUAGGAGAAUUCAUACUGGAGAGAAACCUUACAGGUGUAAUGAAUGUGGCAAGACCUUUAGUCGGAAGUCAUACCUUACAUGCCAUCGUAGACUUCAUACUGGAGAGAAACCUUACAAGUGUAAUGAGUGUGGCAAGACCUUCGGUCGAAAUUCAGCCCUUAUAAUUCACAAGGCAAUUCAUACUGGAGAGAAACCUUACAAGUGUAAUGAGUGUGGCAAGGCCUUCAGUCAGAAGUCAUCCCUUACAUGCCAUCAUAGACUUCAUACUGGAGAGAAACCUUACAAAUGUGAAGAAUGUGACAAAGUUUUCAGUCGCAAAUCAAGCCUUGAAAAACACAGGAGAAUUCAUACUGGAGAGAAACCAUACAAAUGUAAGGUUUGUGACAAAGCUUUUGGGCGUGAUUCACACCUGGCACAACAUACUAGAAUUCACACUGGAGAGAAACCUUACAAGUGUAAUGAAUGUGGCAAGAACUUCCGUCACAAUUCAGCCCUUGUAAUUCAUAAGGCAAUUCAUAGUGGAGAGAAACCUUACAAGUGUAAUGAGUGUGGCAAGACCUUCCGUCACAAUUCAGCCCUUGAAAUUCAUAAGGCAAUUCAUACUGGAGAAAAACCUUACAAGUGUAGUGAAUGUGGCAAGGUUUUUAAUCGAAAAGCAAACCUUUCACGUCAUCAUAGACUUCAUACUGGAGAGAAACCUUACAAGUGUAAUAAAUGUGGUAAGGUUUUUAAUCAACAAGCACACCUUGCAUGUCAUCAUAGAAUUCAUACUGGAGAGAAACCUUACAAGUGUAAUGAGUGUGGCAAAACCUUCCGUCACAAUUCAGUCCUUGUAAUUCAUAAGACAAUUCAUACUGGAGAGAAACCUUACAAGUGUAAUGAAUGUGGCAAGGUUUUUAAUCGAAAAGCAAAACUUGCACGUCAUCAUAGAAUUCAUACUGGAAAGAAACAUUAGAAAUGUGAAGAAUGUGACAAAGUUUACAGUUGUAAAUCAAGUCUUGAAAGACAGGAGAAUUCAUACUGGAGAGAAAGCUUACAAAUGUAAGCGUUUGUGACAAGAAUCUUGGGCGUGAUUCACACCUGGCCCAACAAACUAGAAGUCACACUGGAGAGAAACCUUACAAGUGUACUGAGUGUGGCAAAGCCUUUAGUGGGCAGUCAGCACUUAUUCACCAUCAGGCAAUCCAUGGUAUAGGGAAACUUUACUAAUGUAAUGAUUAUCACAAAAUCUUCAGUAACACUACAACCAUUUCGAUCAUUGGAGAAUCCAUAAUGAAGAGAGAUUUUGAAAGUGUAAUAAAUGUGGCAGAUUUUUCAGACAUUGUUCAUACCUUGCAGUUCAUCGGUGAACUCAUGCUGGAGAGAAACCUUACAAAUGUCAUGAUUGUGGCAAGGUCUUCAGUCUAGCUUCAUCUUAUGCAAAACAGGAGAAUUCAUACAGGAGACAAACUUCACAAGUCUGAUGAUUGCAGCAACGCCUUUACUUCACGUUCACACCUAAUUAGACAUCAGAGAAUCCAUACUGGACAGAAAUCUUACAAAUGUCAUCAGUGUGGCAAGGUCUUCAGUCUGAGAUCACCCCUUGAGGAACAUCAGAAAAUUCAUUUUUGAGAUGACUGUUCCAAAUGCAAUGAGUAUGGCAAACCAUCAAGCAUUAAUUGGCAUUAGAGUCAAUUCAGCAUUGACUUGAGUUUGAAUUGACUUAACAUUGAGUUCAAGCAUUAAUUGACAUUAGUGUUUAUGUUAAGAAGAUUGGGCCAGGCGGGGUGGCUCACGCCUGUAAUCCCAGCACUUUGGGAGGCCAAGACCAAUAGAUCACUUGAGGUCAGGAGUUUGAGACCAGACUGGCCAACAGACAUGAGUCACUUUUCCCACCCUGUAUUUUGUUUCUUUAAUAAAAAACUGUUGCGGGUU